CAAUUGCAUGCCAAGCCUGUUCUCAUAGUUUGCGGCUAAAACUUCUCGAAUCAUGUAAAGGUGUUGCUUGGUUUUUAUGGGGUGCAAGAAACCCCCUGUCCAAGGAAUCUCCCAUGCAAAAGAAACUAUUCAACCACAAUUUCUUUCUAAGCCCAACUUCCUUUAUAAUCACAAUUUCUAAGCCCAACUUCAAAUGCUUUAACCAUGUAUUUGUUUUUGCUUCAGCAUUGUGGUGGAUAGGGAGACGGAGGAACAAUACAAUUUUUUAUGAGCAAAAGUGGGACAUCUGGGAGAAAGUUCUUGGAAGGAAGGAAGAAGCCAAAAGGAAGGUUGUGAUGCUUGGUCUUGAUGCUGCUGGCAAAACAACUAUACUUUACAAGUUUCACAUUGGAGAAGUUUUAUCCACCGUUCCUACAAUUGGUUUCAAUGUGGAGAAAGUUCAGUAUAAGAAUGUUAUUUUCACAGUCUGGGAUGUUGGAGGACAAGAGAAACUAAGGCCACUUUGGAGGCACUACUUUGACAACACAGAUGGCCUGAUUUAUGUUGUUGAUAGCCUGGACCGUGAGAGAAUUGGUAAAGCAAAGCAGGAAUUUCAGACAAUCAUAAAUGACCCAUUUAUGCUCAAUAGUGUCAUCUUGGUGUUUGCCAACAAACAGGACCUGAGAGGGGCAAUGACGCCAAUGGAAGUGUGUGAAGGACUAGGUCUCUUUGAUCUAAAGAAUAGAAAAUGGCACAUACAAGGCACUUGUGCACUUAAGGGAGAUGGUCUUUAUGAGGGCCUGGACUGGUUGGCUUCAACACUGAAGGAAAGAAAAGCUGCUGGAUACUCUUCAAUAGGAACCUCAUCCUUCUAAUAUAGGUAUUUUAGCCUUUGUCAUUGAGGAACGUGCAGGGUUUGGCCAGUUUCACUCAAGGAUGUUGUAAAAAAGUAAUCAAUUUUUUUGAGUUGCAUUAGGUUACCUCUAUAGCUGAUGAAUUAUAUAGAUGCUUUGACUUUCAAGGUGCUUAGAUAUGACUUUGCAGUGUAUAGAAGUUUGAGCAUGAUAAAUGAAAACUAAUUUGAGACUCACGAAUUCUAUUGGUAUUUUGAUGCCCCUGAUUGCGGAUUUGUA
Molecule: messenger RNA, 1112 nt
Organism: Glycine soja
Lineage: Eukaryota; Viridiplantae; Streptophyta; Magnoliopsida; Fabales; Fabaceae
Product: ADP-ribosylation factor-like
Exons: 8
Coding region: 114-854 (246 amino acids)
Biological process (GO): vesicle-mediated transport; intracellular protein transport
Cellular component (GO): cytoplasm
Molecular function (GO): GTP binding; GTPase activity
Source: RefSeq, a predicted model, not a curated record